UUACUUAAUAAUUACGAACAAAUCGCAAGCUCAAGUGAUAGGUUUAGACGAUGGUAGAGAUUAGUUAGUUAACAAUUAGGUAACUUUUGCCUAUCAACACAAGGUAGCUUGUGACGAAUGCUAGAAAUGAUAAAUAUAGAUAUUACUUUCUAUAUAUGGAUUGUAAAUUGGGUCUACUUGUUGAUGAAUUUGAAAGAAAAGGUGUAAGGCAUUAGGUCAUUAGAGUCCAGUAAACAAAUAAAAAUGGGUUAGUACUGGCCCAACGAGGUCAGCAUUGGCCCACUUCCGUAGUUAGGUGAAUAAGACGACGAGUAUGAGUGCGUCUGCAAAAAGUUGAUAUUGAGGUCCGGUAAAAAAAGGAGGUGGAAUUGGCAGUAGGUAUGUGUCAGUUGAGCACCCCUGACCGCAAUUAAUAAAAGACUAGAAUAGAUAAGAGGUAGGUAGGCACGUCGGAGGUCGUUGACCAAGAGUUCUGGCGAAGACGUGGUGUCUUGAGCAAAACUCCAACCGCGUAUAACUGUACAGUGCCGCUCCGCUUCGGCCCCGUUGCCACCAUCAUCGAUACACGUUCAAAUCGGAUCGCCGAAGAGCCUUGAACUACAAUACUAUCGGUGAAGCAGAAGGCUGCCCACGGCCUCGUCUUCAACGGUACAUUCCAUCGGCUGGAGAAAUUCCGUAUUGUACAGCAAUUUUGAGCGCAUAUGAAUGAAGAAAAGUGUGUUCGAACUUGUGCUAUCAGCAGCUGCUCCAACAACCUCGAGACCGAUCAUCGGGCGGCUAUGCGUUCUUGUUAUUGUUGUUGUUAGUGUGGUGGUUGGUGGUAUUUGAUAACAAUUUCUGUUGCUGAUAUUAUGCCCGGAGCGAAUCGACUGCGACCUUUACCACCUUUUCCAAUCCAUCGUCAUCAUCAUCAUCGACUCCUAAUUGUCCUGUGCUUUUGCGCCGGACUUUCGUCGAUGUUCUCUACACGGGCGCUGGCCCAAGAUGAUGAUUCUUUUACCGGAAGCUUUCUCUUAGAUAUAUUCGAUACAUUAACGAGUACAGCUGAUGCCAAAGAUUGUCCUGGAGUUUGUGUUCAUAUAAUAGCAACGACAAUAUGUUACGAUGUAUUGGAGGACGUAGCAUGUCCUAGUGCUUCAAUGAAAUGUUGCAUUGAAGGACCAGGACCUAACUCAACGUCAACGGCAAAAAACGAAACAAGCAUCAGCGGCUCUAGUAGCCCCACUACGGUACAAGAAACACGAUCCACCACAACACCUCCACCUACAUCCGUAAUGGUGACUCAAAACAAAACAACGACAGCAACAAAAGUUGCAAAUUCCGGAAAAAAUGAAACUUCAUCAAAAUGUCCUGGAGUUUGUGCACCAGCUAACAUAUCAGAUUACUGCGAAGCCAUCAUACCUAACGACACUUUAUGUGAACCGAAUGCAAAAUGUUGCGUGGUGUUGGACGAUGCGGUUCCCGAUAAUGUAAUAAUUCCAAAUGCUCACAUCAAAAACAGGACACAAGCGCCAGAGUUAAAAACAACACCGUUUCCAAUCACCGCCGUUACCGAGUAUUCAAAAGUUGUAUCUACAACAUCCCCCUCGUUUCCAACUAAAACUUGUAAAGGAGAAUGUAUUGGUGGUAUUUUUGCGCUAUCCUGUUACGAUAUAGAUUGGGAAGCACAAUGUCCUGAAGGAUCUAGUUGUUGUAUAGAAUCGUUUUGGGAUUUCUCAAGUAGCAGUACUCAUAUACCGCCAACAAGGAUAAUAAGUACUAGUACCACCACUACUACAACCACCCCUCGUACUACAAUAUCUACGAGUAUGGGUCCCAAAUGCCCUGGUACUUGCUAUUUGAGUAUUAUGGUAGCAUUUUGUGUCCGACCAGCUGUCUUGAUACAAAACACAUCUUGUAAGAGAGGCACAAUCUGUUGCGAUAAUAGACAGCUAUCGGCCUCUCCUCGUCCAAAACCAACACCGUACAGGACAUCAACAGUACCUUCGACGACCAUUGUUACGACAGUUGAUCCUAGACCAGAAUGCCCUGGUUCAUGCAUUGUUUCCUAUCUCAGUUUCACUUGCUUUCGAAAUGCCGAAAUGACGGACAUUUUCAAAUGCAAGAAAUUUGGACAUAAGUGUUGUGCUCCGAAAUCGAUAAUAAGGGAGAUGUUGGAUUUGAAGGGCGAAUCUAGCUUCGAAGGUCAUCCAACUAGCACAGUGUUACCUUCCAGUGUGGGUUUAACAACUCCAUUUUUAACAACGACAGAAGCAACCGCAAUAACUUUCUCCGGUUACACUAAAACAACCCCCAGCAAUUGGAAAUCGCCUACAUAUAAUAAGUACGUAUGCGGCGUUAAGGGCAACUCUAGGACUCGAAGGGUAGUCGGAGGGGAAGAUGGCGAACAGGGGGAAUGGUGUUGGCAAGUGGCCCUUAUUAACUCUCUGAAUCAGUACCUUUGUGGGGCAGCCUUAAUUGGUACCCAAUGGGUUUUAACAGCUGCACAUUGUGUAACUAACAUCGUACGAGCAGGCGAUACAAUUUACGUAAGGGUUGGUGAUCACGAUCUAACGAAGAAGUACGGAAGUCCUGGAGCCCAAACACUUAGGGUUGCUACCACAUACAUCCAUCACAAUCAUAACAGUCAAACUUUAGAUAACGAUAUUGCUUUAUUAAAAUUACACGGACAGGCCGAACUAAAAGAAGGCGUCUGUUUGGUUUGUCUACCCGCUAGAGGCGUUAACCAUGCGGCAGGAAAACGUUGCACUGUAACAGGAUAUGGAUACAUGGGAGAAUCUGGGCCGAUUCCUUUACGUGUUCGAGAAGCUGAAAUUCCAAUCGUAAGUGACCCCGAAUGCCGAAGGAAAGUUAACGCUGUUACCGAAAAAAUAUUUAUUUUACCAGCCAGCAGUUUUUGUGCAGGAGGAGAACAAGGAAAUGAUGCCUGUCAGGGCGAUGGAGGAGGGCCACUGGUAUGUCAAGAUGAUGGCUUUUACGAAUUGGUAGGUUUAGUAUCAUGGGGCUUCGGUUGUGGAAGACAAGACGUGCCAGGAGUCUACGUUAAGGUAUCCUCCUUCAUAGGAUGGAUUAACCAAAUCAUUAGUGUAAAUAAUUUAUAGGUAAAUUAGUAAUACGAUUGGGCCUUUUAACGAAAUUAUAAAUAUGAGUCAUGGAUUUCAAUUCUAAAAAAAUUUAAAACCUUUCCGGGAAAUAAGUACUAAAAAAAGGCUAAAAUAGUGUAUUCAACUACUUCAUAAUUUUUUAACUUAUUAUUGUGUUAGUUUUAAAUGAAUAGUAGAUAACUAGUGUUAGGUAUUACUACGUAAACAAAAUAUUAAUUAUUUAUAUGAAUUAAAAACAAUGUACAAAUUAUUUUAAAAGGCGCGCUAUUGCUUGUGUUCCACUG
Messenger RNA from Agrilus planipennis (emerald ash borer), 3388 nucleotides. It is a transcript of the gene mas, whose product is annotated as protein masquerade. Gene Ontology annotation, biological process: proteolysis. Gene Ontology annotation, molecular function: serine-type endopeptidase activity. NCBI's taxonomy places the organism in Eukaryota, Metazoa, Arthropoda, Insecta, Coleoptera, Buprestidae. The transcript is spliced from 10 exons. The record is from RefSeq and is a predicted model, not a curated record. The coding region runs from base 852 to 3101 and encodes 749 amino acids.